Messenger RNA from Anguilla anguilla (European eel), 3464 nucleotides. RefSeq names its product galactose-3-O-sulfotransferase 4 (gene gal3st4). The transcript has 4 exons. The record is from RefSeq and is a predicted model, not a curated record. Gene Ontology annotation, cellular component: membrane. Lineage: Eukaryota; Metazoa; Chordata; Actinopteri; Anguilliformes; Anguillidae. Gene Ontology annotation, molecular function: galactosylceramide sulfotransferase activity. The coding region runs from base 135 to 1550 and encodes 471 amino acids. Gene Ontology annotation, biological process: glycolipid biosynthetic process.
UGAAAACUGCGCCGCCCCUCUCCCUCCGACCUCAGUCCUUGCGUUUUCUCUGAGAACAUAGCCGGAGACUCCGAGAUGCGCCGUGGUUGCCAGCGCCAAGCGCUGCGCACAACGCAAACUGACCCGGUACAGUCAUGGCUUUUAGACGGAAAGCGAGGAGGAUGCGGUUACUGGGGUGUUAUCGGCUGGGGCUGCUUUGGAAAGCCCUUCUGGUGUUCUUGGCCAUUGUCUUUGCUGGGCAGCUGCUGGGGGUCAUCUUCAGCAAGAGUAUGCAGCCUGAAAGGCCCAAUCCUCUGUUCUCCCUUUCCCCUCUGGACUCUCAGGACUCAUCCCUUGGUUCCUGCCGGCCCCAUACCCACGUCAUGUUCCUGAAGACCCACAAGACAGCCAGCAGCACUGUUCUCAAUAUGCUGUAUCGCUUUGGGGAUGAGAGGAGUCUACGCUUUGCCUUGCCUCUGGGGUACCAGUUUGGCUACCCAUUGCCCUUCAAUGCCCACAGGGUAAAAGGCUACCGGGGACCACACGUUGUGGACUUCAGCAUCAUGGGCAACCACAUGCGCUUCCACAAGCCAGAGGUUGAUAAGGUCAUGCCCAGUGAUACCUUCUAUUUCUCGAUUUUGCGUGACCCAGUGGCCCUGGCAGAGUCCUCAUAUGCGUACUACAAAGCUGUGGCCCCUGCCUUCAAGCGAGCAAAGGGGCUGGCGGAUUUUGCAGAAGACCCCCAGCAGUUCUAUGACCCCCGUCUGCGCAACAACCACUAUGCUCGCAAUCUCCUGUGGUUCGACUUUGGCUUGGACCACAAUGCCAAUUUCUCUGAGUCCCUGGCCCGGAAAGGAGAGUUGGCUGUGCGUCGGGCCUUCAGUCUGAUACUGCUGUCAGAGCACUUUGACCAGUCAAUGGUAUUGCUCCGCCAUGCCCUCUGCUGGCCACUGGAUGCAGUAGUCUCCUUUAGCUUGAAUGCACGGCAGCAGAAGAGCAACAAAGGGAGCUCAAAUGGGGGCUUAGGACUCUCAGAUGAGCAGAGGCGCAAACUCAGAGAGUGGAAUGCACUGGACUGGCACCUCUACCAGGCCUUCAAUCACACCUUCUGGGAGGAGGUGGAGAAAUUUGGGAGGGCAAGGAUGGAGUCGGAGGUGGCCCUCCUGAGGUCUCGGAGGGAUUUGAUGGCACGUGUCUGCCUGCGGGAUGGAGGGCGGCCAGUAGAGGCCAGUCGAAUACGGGACAAGACUAUUCGGCCCUUCCAGAGUGGCCUGGUUAAGAUACUGGGCUAUGAACUGCAGCCAGGGCUGAACAAUGCCACCAACCAGGCUUGUCUGAAAAUGAUCAGGCCUGAGAUCCAGUACAAGGACUUGCUAGAUGCUCGACAGUUCCCCAGAUCCCCUCAGCCUGCAGCUGCUGGUGUAGCCCCCUAUAAAAAGGAGAUGGGUCAUCCCAGAAUGAUGGAGCGUGGUGGUAUGAGGGUGGGGGAGAGGGAGAGAGAAUGGGACAGGAGCUGGGUGAGUCGCAACCAAACCUCAUCAUUAAGCGCCGGGAAGGGGCAACUGAGAUAGCUCUAUCCGAGAGGAUGGGAGUGGCACAUACUGCUCCUGAUUAGUGUGUGCAACUCAUACAAAUGGAGAUUAUGUACAGACACAACUAUGUAGGAGAAAGGCUCACAGGGCAAUAAACACCCCCUACACACACACACACACACACACACACUAUGGGUCUGUGUUCCAUGGUCUUAAGAAUAUCUCUGUGUUAAUAACAUCACACCGUCCCACAGGCAACUCCUAGUUGGGGACGACUGUGGAGUAAAUGGAGAAUGACCAGCAAAAACAGUCCAGGAACCCAUUCUCCCUAGCUACCACCAGCUGCGAUUGGAAGAGACUGAAUAUAGCACUUCAACUGAGGUACAUUCUGCCUUUCAGCCAACAGCUCAAACCUGGAGCUGUGCAGUGUUAAGGUCUAGCGAAAGGAGUGGGGAUAAAUGUGUUAAUCUGCCAGUGAAGAAUGUAGAGCUGGCUGGCACAGUGUUUUCAGUGUGUCUCUGAUUACAUGAACUGCUGUUUAUCAAGGCUGACAUUUAGAAAGAGACAUACAUUCAAAAAUAUGUGCAGCGAGGUACCCUCAUGCCAAACAACUGAAUUAAUGCCUAAAAUGCAUGCUCAUGCUUCUGUGCUUGGCAUUAUAGAAUGCCUGUUGGAGGUCAGCGAGGGAAAAAAAUUAUGCGUUGUCAUCUGCCAGACUAAGGAUGCCACAGCACCCACAAAUCCUUAAAAAAUGGGAUUUGUUGCAAAUGGCACCAGCCACAGGUAACAAUCCUGGUAGCCUUCAUGGCUAUAAAGUUGCAACAUAGGGGGGCAUAGGCAUGUGGGAUUAAAAUCCCUAGUAUGAUUCUCACUGGUUAUAUAACAUCAGCAACUCGUCAUAUUUAACUUGUUAUGGCAUAUAAGCUAUGGCUGAUUUGCUGUCAAGUCCAUGGACAUGGCAGGCUCAAUCAGUCACACACUGUAAUUAAUUAAUUAAUCAUUUAUUUUUUGUUUUACUGUCAUGCACUACAUUUGAAAAGAUUCUGGUCAAACAGGCUUUUUGUGAGAGGCGUAUACACAAGCUCUUGCAAAAAUGCAUUGUCCUGUGAUUGUCCACAUACAGCCCUUUUGACUGGUACCGAUAAAGGAUGAUUACUGUGCCCUUAUCCCAUGACACAGAAUUCUCACAUCUAAAUCAGUAAGUCUCCUAAACCUCUGAAUCUGUGCAAAUGUAUGGUGGUAGUCUAAAUCCUCCAAUGAGGUAGUCAAUCCACUCAUAGUAUUUUUAAAUGGCAGAUGCAGUGAAUUGUGCAUGUAUAGUUUUGACAAACGUGAUGUAUAUUUUGCCUUUUUCCACAUGCAUCUUGGAGUCACCAUUUAACUUAUUUAAGUCAGCAGUUGGGUUUCAUUUCCUGGCUUCGACAGGGCAAACUAGUCUAGAAGUACGAGCUGUGAACUUAAAGCCAGAAAGCUUGCAGGGUUGCUAUUUCUGUUUCCAUUGCUUUUCAUUUCACAGAACCACUCCAAAUUCUGCCCUUCACCAAUUGCAGACAAUUGCGAGAUUGAGAUGCAUAAAAUUUCCUCAGUGGGAUAGUGGACAAUCUACCAAUAUAGAAGGUAACUUUUACCUGUCCUGAGACUUGCCUGUUCAAAUAUGUGCUAAUUUCUAGAAAUAAUCACAGAAGUCAUUGUGUUGAAUGUUCCCACUUAUAUUUGUUGAAAAGGGGACGUUUGCGUGUAAACAUGUUUGAUAGUUUGGUUAACCUGAACACCAACUGAACAGCUGUAGGAACCAGGUGUGAACUUAUAAAUGAACAGCUGUAUUAAUACACUACAUGGUCAAAAGUAUGCUGACAUCGAACAUCUCAUCCAAAAUUAUGGGCAUUAAUAUGUAUUUGGUCCAUUGUUUGCUGCUAUAACAACUUCCACUCUUCUGGAAAGGCUUGAUACUAG